This is a messenger RNA of Phycodurus eques (leafy seadragon), 2397 nucleotides long. It is a transcript of the gene igf2bp2a, whose product is annotated as insulin-like growth factor 2 mRNA binding protein 2a. Bases 6 to 1838 code for a protein of 610 amino acids. Gene Ontology annotation, molecular function: mRNA 3'-UTR binding. Gene Ontology annotation, biological process: regulation of gene expression; nervous system development. The record is from RefSeq and is a predicted model, not a curated record. Gene Ontology annotation, cellular component: nucleus; cytoplasm; cytosol. NCBI's taxonomy places the organism in Eukaryota, Metazoa, Chordata, Actinopteri, Syngnathiformes, Syngnathidae. The transcript is spliced from 16 exons.
AGAUCAUGAACAAACUAUAUGUUGGGAAUCUAAGUCCUUCGGUCACUGUGGAGGACUUGCAGCAGCUCUUCGGGGAGAGGAAGCUGCCCGCGGCCGAGCAGGUCCUCGUCAAAUCCGGCUAUGCCUUUGUGGACUUCCCCGACCAGAACGCGGCCGUGAAGGCUAUCGAGACUCUCUCGGGCAAAGUGGAAUUGCACGGAAAGGUGAUAGAGGUGGACUACUCUGUUCCCAAGAAGCUGAGGAGUCGGAAGAUUCAGAUCCGGAACAUUCCCCCUCAUCUACAGUGGGAGGAUUUCGACGGCCUGCUAGCUCGAUAUGGUACUGUAGAAAACGUGGAACAAGUCAACACUGACACAGAAACAGCAGUGGUGAAUGUUACAUACGCAACCAAGGAGGAAGCUAAAGAAGCCAUUGAGAAGUUGACAGGACAGCAGUGCGACGACUUCUCCUUCAGGGUGUCGUACAUCAUGGAUUUGGACGCCGCUCCGCCCAUCCAGGCCGCCCGAGGUCGACGCGGCGGCCGGUUGUCGCGGGACCAGGAGACACCUCAGCCCGGACCCUCCGGAGGAUUCGGCGCCCCGCGGCCCCGCCAGCAACAGGACUUUCCUUUGCGCAUGCUCGUGCCCACUCAAUUUGUGGGCGCAAUCAUCGGCAAGGAGGGACUCACCAUCAAGAACGUCACCAAGCAGACGCAGUCCAAAGUGGACAUCCAUCGGAAGGAAAACGCGGGCGCGGCCGAGAAGCCGAUCACCAUCCACUCGUCCCCGGAGGGCUGCUCCUCAGCCUGCCGCAUGAUCCUGGACAUAAUGCAGAAGGAGGCCAACGAGACCAAGAUGCCGGAGGAGAUCCCCCUAAAACUCCUGGCCCACAACAGCUUGGUGGGCCGCCUCAUUGGGAAGGAGGGCCGCAACCUGAAGAAGAUCGAGGAGGAAACAGGGACCAAAAUAACCAUCUCCUCGUUACAGGAUUUAACCAUUUACAACCCAGAAAGGACCAUCACGGUGAAGGGCAUCUUGGAAGCGCUUUGUAAAGCGGAGGCGGAGAUCAUGAAGAAACUGAGGGAGGCCUACGAGAACGACGUAGCUGCUAUAAAUCAACAGGCCAACCUUAUCCCAGGCUUGAACCUCAACGCUCUGGGCAUCUUCUCCUCUGGUCUGCCGGUGCUGCCCCCAGUUGCUGGACCUCGCGGUUCAGUCCCCCCUGUGGCACAAGCAGGAUACAACCCAUUCUUAAGUCACUCUUCACAUCUCAGUGGCCUGUACGGGGUUCCUCCAGCAAGUGCCAUCCCCCACCAGCACUCAGCUCCAGAACAGGAGGUUGUCUACCUCUUUAUUCCAACUCAGGCAGUGGGAGCUCUCAUCGGCAAAAAAGGCCAGCACAUCAAGCAGCUCGCCCACUUUGCAGGAGCCUCCAUCAAGAUCGCCCCAGCUGACAGCCCCGACGUCACCGAGAGGAUGGUGAUCAUUACCGGCACGCCAGAGGCUCAAUUUAAGGCCCAGGGUCGGAUAUUUGGGAAGCUGAAAGAGGAGAACUUCUUCUCUGGGAAGGAGGAAGUCAAACUGGAGACGCACAUAAAGGUUCCUUCUACUGCAGCCGGAAGGGUCAUCGGGAAAGGUGGCAAGACGGUGAAUGAGCUUCAGAACCUUACGAGCGCUGAGGUCAUUGUACCGCGGGACCAAACUCCAGACGAGAACGACGAAGUGUUUGUGAAGAUCAGUGGGCAUUUCUUCGCCAGUCAGACUGCACAGAGGAAGAUCCGGGAGAUCAUUCAGCAGGUCAAACAGCAGGAACACAAACACCAGCGAGGUGCCGCCAGUUCACCACAACACUCCAAGUGACCAGCGGCCAAUGAAUGUAACCCUCCCCAAAACGGACAGAGACCUCUAGUCAGACAACGACCGCGCCCCGAGAGGGAACGCGCAGGGCAGACCAGCAGCGGCGGGAUCAAAAAAUAACCAAAGAACUUCAUCGAGGAGGGGAAGCGAGCGAGAGCCAAAGGCGGUGAGCGUCGUUCGUGUGCACUGCCAGCCCUGCGACAGUACACGCAGCAGGAUACUGAUAUUGCAAGAACAACAAAACAACAACAACAAAAGGCGGAAAAGCGUCGUCUUCGCACGGUAAAACAGGAACUAGCACGUCACUCUGCGUAUUUGUUCUCUUUAGUUGGAUUAACAUACUGUAGGCCUAACUCGGAUAAAGCGACUGUAUUAACGACACAAUUAAAACAAGAUGGAGAUGAACUAUCCUUAGCAGUAUUAACACAGGGUAGACGACUUUAUUGACAUUUACAAGAGCAACCACAUUGAGCAGUUCCCUUACUUUGGAAAAAAAAAAUCAAAAAGUACAAGCCCUAUUUGGAAAUAUGGUGAAUGUUUUUUUUUUUUUUUUAAACAAGCC